Messenger RNA from Vitrella brassicaformis, 2146 nucleotides. Lineage: Eukaryota; Vitrellaceae. The record is from the annotation of a GenBank genome assembly.
UCUCUGGACCGUCUGUGUCCUCCACGUCACGUCGCAUCGCACUUGUCGUCUGCUCAUCGCAUCAGCUAGGCCAAAGUGAAGCAGCCAUGCACAGUAAAUUAACGAGAGAGAGAGAGAUCAUCCCUGCUGAAAAAACCGCUCGGGAUUGAACACAGAGUCAUUUGAAAUCUGGAGGCAGAGGCAUCUCCAGAUAAGCUACAUCGCCAUCUUCCUGCAAGAUGAACCGUCUGACCUUUCCCUCGCGCAUCGACACCGUCGACGCGGCUGCCACCCUGUAUCUAUGCAUAUAAUACCUGUCUAUAAUCCCGUCGGCGCCGUGGUGGCUCAAACACAAAGUCAUCAGCAACCUGGAGCAGAGAAACCUCGUCAUAAUAUACAUCGCCAUCUUCCUGACAGAUGAAUCGCCUGACUUCCCCUUCACGCAUCGACAGCAACGCAUCACGCAAGUACCCGAGCCCAGGUUGCGACACACGAGCCAUGUGCUUACGGCACUCCGUGUCCUUGACGUUGCCCUCGAACCCGUCACGCCAAGUAACCCUGUCGGUGAUGGCGAUCUGCUCAAGUGUCGGCGUUCUGCCGAAGCCCUCCCGCACCACUUUGUAUCGCACUUCACAUCCCGGUGUGUGGUAGGAGGUCAAGAAGCCAUCGUCACUGCAAAGGAAACAAUAAUGACGGAUGGCCACAGCAGCAGCCCUCGAGCCUUACGUUGCUGUUGGUGUGUCUGUCUUGACGCCGUACAUGGCCGCAUUGAUAUCAAAGGCGGCCUGCUCCGCAUUCUUGCCAAUCUUGAGCGGCGCAUCGAUGUCUUCGGUUGACGCACCAAGCCGCUUUCUGCGGUAGUGAUCGACCAGGCGGCGGAUGUGGUCGACGGGCACAUCCUCAAUGGGAGCAGGCCACCUGAUUGACGACAAAUACUUUCAUGCCCUUCUGUUGCUCACAUGUGUGUGGUUGGCUUUACUUACAUAUCGAAUCGGUUAUGCAGCCCAAUGUCGCCCAUUUCGUCCAAAGUGGACUGCACCGUCGAGAUGCGAGUGCCGCACACGUCGACUGACCUAAUGGCAUCACCGCCACUCAGAGGCGCCAGGAAGGGCUUCACGGCCUGACAGCACAGAAAUCCUAUCGACUAACAUCCGCGCCACACCGACCUUCUCUAAGCCAUCCGCUCUCUGUGCUCGUCACCUGUAUCUCUUUGUCGAGAUUGUCCCGUCGCCUGUUGGCGGCACGCAGCUGGCCCUCCAGCCGGGCCUUCUCUGCAGCGAAUGCCUCCUUGAUGGCCUCGAUCGUCGCCUCGAGAGGCUUGACGACGUCGGCCGUGUCGGCGGGAUCGUCAGUGGCCGUCAGUCGGGUCUCAGCGCCGCCGCCACUGGGAGUGGCGUCUGCUGCAGCCUUGUUGAGGGGCGACAGCAUGAGCUUGACCCAAAAGUCGUGUCGCUUGGUGUCGAAGAAACUGCCGACCGGCGCCAUCUUUCCUGCGCUGCGCAUCGUCGCGGCAUUGAGGAUGGCCUUGUGGAUCGUCAUGAAGGCGUCAGCGUCCAUGUCGAUAAAAAUCCGCUGUUUGUCGUCCUUGAUCAGACGGCCACCCCAGUAGCCAGAGAACAGCGCCGCCAGCAGGGUGCCCUCGACCCCCUCCCCUUCAGUCAUGUCCUGCCGCUUGACGCUCAUCAGAUGGCCGCCCACAUUGAGCAUCAGCACGUCAUCGGGCGACACUGCUGAUGGGUCCGAUGCGCCGUGCUUCUGCCUCUCCCGCUGGGCGUCUUCAUCGACUUGACGGAUCUGGGCGUGCAGUUCUUCGAUGGCGUCACCGAUGGCCGUCAAUGGGCCCUGCAGCUGAAGCUGCAUCGCAUGAGCGCUGAACUGACGUGCUGCCAGCUCAGCUUGCAGCGUCGCCGACACCUGGUCAACACAGCACAGGGAGGUAUGAGCAGAUCUGGUUCCUGUUUUGAUUGAUGCAUCACCCUUGCCCCACCUGCUUCCUCACGCGAUGUGCACUUCGAAGGAACGAAGGUUUUGGCGGGAGAUCGUCCUGUAGCUCGCGACUUCUUCGCCGUGACAAAACGACAAACGACCAUCACAACAGGUCAGUUGACAGCACAGAGAACACAAACAAAACUGAGAUCUGAUGAAUCCUCUCAUAUCUCACUGUCAU